This is a messenger RNA of Scleropages formosus (Asian bonytongue), 3405 nucleotides long. RefSeq names its product epsin 1a (gene epn1a). Gene Ontology annotation, cellular component: clathrin vesicle coat; plasma membrane; endosome. The coding region runs from base 302 to 2314 and encodes 670 amino acids. The record is from RefSeq and is a predicted model, not a curated record. Gene Ontology annotation, biological process: endocytosis. The transcript has 14 exons. Gene Ontology annotation, molecular function: phospholipid binding; clathrin binding. Lineage: Eukaryota; Metazoa; Chordata; Actinopteri; Osteoglossiformes; Osteoglossidae.
GCCAGAGGGGGCGUGGCUUUUCGUCAUCGGCAAGCGGAAGCGGAAGCGUCGCCAUCUUCUUGUACCCAUUGGAGCUGCUGCGGGGCUCUCCAUGCCGCGCUGCCUCCGCUGACGCGUCGCUGGGGGGGAGUGCAUGUUUUGUCUCCCUAAACCUUUGGUUCCGGGACCCAAUGUCGUCGUGGCGAGAUAAGGAUAGAGUGAGACAGAACACUCCGUGAACGAGUGGAGCCAGACAAAGACGAAAUCUCAGCAACCUCCCCACCACUCUAUUUCAACAGAACUAGACGGCCAGCCGGUUGCCAUGUCGACCUCAUCGCUUCGGCGACAAGUGAAGAAUAUUGUUCAUAACUACUCUGAAGCGGAGAUCAAGGUAAGGGAAGCGACAUCUAAUGACCCCUGGGGCCCAUCCAGUUCUCUCAUGUCCGAAAUUGCGGACUUGACCUACAAUGUGGUGGCCUUCUCAGAGAUCAUGAGCAUGGUCUGGAAACGCCUCAAUGAUCACGGAAAAAACUGGAGGCAUGUCUAUAAGGCCAUGACCCUUAUGGAGUACUUGAUAAAAACAGGCUCUGAGCGUGUUGCCCAGCAGUGCCGGGAGAAUAUCUACGCAGUCCAGACACUCAAGGACUUCCAGUACAUUGACAGAGAUGGCAAGGACCAGGGAGUGAAUGUGAGGGAAAAGGCCAAGCAGCUGGUGACGCUGCUGAAAGAUGAGGAAAGACUGCGCGAAGAGAGGAUUCACGCGCUCAAGACCAAAGAGAAGAUGGCACAGACCAGUAGUGCCUCCUCAGCUCCCUCAGUUCCAGGUCUGGGAGGGGGUGGGGGAGGGGGUGGCGGAGGAGGUCUUUCGUCCUUGGGCUCUCACACCCAGGGGUCUGGGGGCGGAGCUGACGCUGAGCAGGCGUGGCCACAGAGCUCAGGGGAAGAAGACUUACAGCUGCAGUUGGCUUUGGCUAUGAGCAAAGAGGAAGCUGAGCAGUCUAGCCUUGCCCCGUUGGAGGAUGCUGAGCUCCGAUGGGCUCUCUCGCUCAGCAAGGAGAUACACGAAAAGGAGGAGCGUCUACGUAGAGGCGAUGACCUGAGACUGCAGAUGGCCAUUGAGGAGAGCAAGAGGGAGAAGCCUAAAACAGAGGAGGGCUCUCUAAUGGAACUGAGUGCUGUCGACCCUUGGGGUGUGCCAGCUGCUCCUCCAACAGUUGCAUCUGCAGGUCCCUCCCCACCCCCGAAUGCCACUUCUGCCUCCGGCCCAUGGGGCCCCUCAGACCCCUGGGGUGGAUCUUCCCCUGCUUCACCACCAAGCACUGACCCAUGGGGUGGAAGCGGGACCGCAGCAGUCCCCUCAUCUGACCCGUGGGGAGAUUCCUCAAAGACAAACUCAGACCCCUGGGGCACUACAGCUGUGACUCCACCCAGCUCGGAUCCCUGGGGAGCCAGUGUGGCCCCGGUCUCGUCCUCUGGAGCAAGUGACCCCUGGGGAGGAGAUGGAGGGACUGUAGCCACUGAGUCUUUGACCUCUGACCCAUGGGGAGCUCCAGCCAAACACACUACUAACGGGACAGGAGAUCCUGAUGUUAAAGGGUCCACAGGAGUCAGUGGGGAUGGGGGAGGAAGUACAGGAUCUCCUGUGCCCUUUGACCUCUCAUCCUUGGGCUCCUCUCUUCCUGUGAGAAAAACACCGGAAUCAUUUCUUGGUCCAAAUGCAGCACUAGUGGACCUGGACUCUCUGGUCUCAUCCAAGCCCAAGCCCAAACAAGCUCCUCCUCCUUCCAUGUCUGCCCCAUCUUCACACAACCCUUUCCUACAGACACAGGGUGCCUCUUCAGCCCCAAGUAUGGCCAUUACCCCAGGUAGUACCAUCUCCAGCCGGGGUGUUUCUCCCACUCCUCCGCCUACGUCCAACCCGUUCGGCUCAACUCCGAUGGCGUCCAUCUCACCUCAGACAUCCUCACUAGGCCUCAGUCAGCUUCGCACCAGCCCGGUGCCACCCAAUCCCAUGCUGGGCACCCCCCAUGCCCAGAUUCCCCCUCCAACUCUGGGAAUGGUCCAGCCUGGCAUGCAGAUGCCUGGCCUGGGAGUUCAGAUGACACCACCACAGAUGGGUCUCGGGAUGGUGCAGUCCAGUCCCAUGGGCAUUCCCUAUGGUGGGAUCUCCCCCAUGGCUCCACCAGGAGCCACCAUCCUCAUGGGUCCAGGAGUGCCGGGGCAGCCUCAGUUGAUUUUGGGUGGGGGAACAGGUGGAGGCGGUGUGAUGGGAGCCAGUGGAGCGGUAGGCGGGGGAACAACCACAGGAGCAAGCACUAACCCUUUCCUUCUUUGAGAAACUUCUCAUCUCUAUCCUCAUUAACACAAUGUAUGUGUCUGAAUAAAAUGCGUGUACAACUCUAUAUUUAAAAAAAAAAAAAAAAAUGUGGAAAACGGAAUCAAUUUUCUUGUUUUCUGAAAAGCAUUUCAAUUAUUUUGUUUAUGGUUUCUCUUCCAGAGUGGAAUAUAUAGGGAGGGACAGAUUUAUUUAUUUGUUGUUUUAUUAAUGUGUUUCACAGUCCUUUUCAGUUGAAGAGUGAAGGACAGAGGAGAGAGGACUAGCUCAUUAAAGUCACUAUUGAAAAUUAUUACUGCACUGGAAACAGGGAGGGUAUGGAAGACAGUUUAGCUUUGCCAAUAACAAACUGAUUUCGUUAAAACUCCCAUCCUUCUCGCUCUCUCUCUCUCUCUCUCGCUACCCCACUAGAUGAAUGACUGAGCAGUGUAUGUGAGAAGACGGCUGGUUCAAAACAUAAUGACUGAAAACUCAUAUUAAUGCAAAUCUGGUCAAAUUGCAAGAGUAGCCGUUUUCUUUUUAAUCUAAUUUAUUUUUUAUCAUUUUUGACUCCUGGGAACAAACAAACUAGAAGUAUUCAACUGUUCAUUAAAUGCUGAAUUUCUUUUGCUGAGAUUUGAAACAGUGAUUCAAACAUUCAGUAGGCUGGUGAGGGGAAAAAUGGAAAUCAAUUUGUGCGUGUGUGCGUGCGUGUGUGUUGGGGUGGGUGAGCAUGCCUGCCUGCGUGAGUGUGUUUUAUCUGUGACCAGGCCUGUUUCCAUUCUCCCUUGGUCUUACUUGAUCACAGUUGAAGGUUGCAGUUGGAAGACACAUGAAAUGUAUUACUUUUCUAUUCUUUGGUCACUUUUUUCCAAUGCUCAUCAAUUUUGGAAUUAAAAUGAGAUAUUAAAAGGGUCUUUGUUUCAGAUGAAUUUUUAAUUUUUUUUUGGUUCAAUGAAAGCUUUAGUUUCUCUUUGUCAUUUUUCCUACCUGUUUGUCUGUUUAGUCUCAUCACUGGUCCCCAUCUCCAACAGUAAAUGUACAACAGAGGUAGGGAAAACUGAAGACAAAGAAACUGAUGCUUUAAAAAAUCCGACCAAAUAAAAUACUAU